AAGCUCUGUAAGCAAGCUGUAAAGUAAACCUUUCCACCACCAGCGUCAAGCGUUCUUCGUCGUCGUGAUUAUCUGGUGAGACCAUAUAUCUACCCAAAUCGAAGAUCAAACCCUGAUUAGCCGAUCAUGACGCUGAAUUUGAGAUCCGUAAUUGCCCAGGCACAUCGAAGUUGGAGAUCGGUUGCGCCUCGCUGCAACUUCUCGUCAUCUACUCGUGAGUCAAAAAACGGACAAGGAAAAAGAGCUGUGUGUACUAUCUUCAUAAUUCGAGGUCUAGCAAUGGGUGUGGGAUAUGUCAUAGGGGAGGUUUAUUGGCACGAUUGGGUCCAAGAGAACCAGAGGAAGUAUGAUGAAAACAUUGAAUACUUUGAACGUUCCGAGAAGAUGUGGGCUCAGUUUGCGGCGGAAGAUCGACUGAGGUCACGAGCUGCUCUAAUGUCUGAUCGAAAGUACUAAACUAUCUCUCCAAGAUGUUUGUAUAGAAUAAGGAAUAAACUAUCUGUAACUUGCCUCUAGAAGAGGAAAUGUUUUUGGUCAGGAAUUGAGCCGUCUUUGGGAUUAUUCCACCUGUGGCUUCUAAAGCAAUUGCUGGUCCAAACCAAAUAGAUUUUUUUUUCA
Messenger RNA from Brassica napus (rape), 618 nucleotides. RefSeq lists its product as uncharacterized. Bases 127 to 456 code for a protein of 109 amino acids. The record is from RefSeq and is a predicted model, not a curated record. NCBI's taxonomy places the organism in Eukaryota, Viridiplantae, Streptophyta, Magnoliopsida, Brassicales, Brassicaceae. The transcript has 6 exons.